Messenger RNA from Mya arenaria, 1031 nucleotides. RefSeq names its product small nuclear ribonucleoprotein-associated protein B-like. The transcript has 5 exons. Gene Ontology annotation, cellular component: U2 snRNP; U5 snRNP; catalytic step 2 spliceosome. Gene Ontology annotation, molecular function: RNA binding. NCBI's taxonomy places the organism in Eukaryota, Metazoa, Mollusca, Bivalvia, Myida, Myidae. Gene Ontology annotation, biological process: mRNA splicing, via spliceosome. Bases 119 to 649 code for a protein of 176 amino acids. The record is from RefSeq and is a predicted model, not a curated record.
UAUUUUUCCUUUCUACUAGUUUUUCUUUAGGUUUGAAAAUUCGUACACAGUACGAAACACCGGCUUUGGUGGAAACAAUUUUUGUAUCAGACGGAAUCCACCGUCAUAAUCUUUCAAUAUGGUCGUGGGGAAGAGCUCCAAGAUGCUGCAGCACAUCAACUACCGGAUGCGCUGUACGCUUCAGGAUGGUAGAACUUUUGUCGGCACAUUUAAAGCCUUUGAUAAACACAUGAACUUGAUUCUUGGGGACUGUGAUGAGUUCAGAAAGGUCAAGCCUAAAACCGCAAAAUCUGGUGAGCGAGAAGAAAAGAGAAGUUUGGGACUGGUUUUAUUACGAGGGGAACAUCUUGUGUCUAUGACAGUUGAAGGACCUCCACCAUCAGAGGAUGGUAUGUCGCGUGUGCCACUUUCGGGAGCAGCCCCAGGUGCAGGUGUUGGUCGGGCAGCAGGGCGGGGUGUACAAAGUGGACCAGGGGGUGCAGCCCCUGGCCUCCAGGGUCCUGUAAGGGGGGUUGGGGGACCCUCGCAGCAAAUGAUGAACCCACAAGCAGGUAUGAUGCGUGGAGGUAUGAUGGGACGUGGUGGGCCACCACCGGGCAUGAGGGGACCCCCACCAGGCAUGAUGAGAGGCCAGGGUCCAAGAUUCUAAGCGCUUGAAGACAGAGUAAAGCCAGGAAGGUUUCCAAAAACUAUAGUAAGGUCAAGUUCCAGUGUCCCAACAUAACAUCAUGUCACUACAACUGGUGAAACCAGAGUGAUCUUUUAACUGUUCUAGGUUGGCAUUUUUAUGUGUGGAAAUAUUCUGCAAAUCGUUUGGAAUUAUGUUUAAAAAUUUAUUCAGAAUUAUGUUCUUCUGAAGUAAAUACAACCAAAUGGACAGAAAAGCACUUGAACUCUAGUUUGGAACUAGUUUCCAACAUCCAUGUUUCUUUAUAGUAAUUCAUUUUCAUGUAUUGUCUACCACAUGCGACCAUUUUCAUUUGAUUGUGUACAUUUUAUAUCGUCUUUGUCAUAAUACAUUUGAAAUUGUU